UUAAUAUUACUUCUACCGAAAUAAUAAAUUCUAGCCAUUCUAAUGAACCCAAUAAUGCUUCGGUAUCUGAUAUAUCUGUUAAUGCUUCAGUACAAAUAUGCAGGCUUAUGCCAAAUUCUGAUGAUACUCCUAGACAGAUAGAAAAUAGUGCCAAUAUAUACCAGAAUAUGGUUAGCCAAUGCCCUACAUCCCAUAACUACCCUGAAAUAAAUCAUGAUAAUACUUCCACAAAAGGUGAGUUAUCUACAACCUCUUUGCUACAAGAUAUUAUCAAUGAUAAUUCAGCCAAGACCUUUGAUUUUGUAGAAAUGAAACAUAAAGAAUAUGUUAGUGAAGAGAUAAUGAAGAGAAUUAGGGAAAAGAAACAAAACUUAUCUUUGGAUAAUAAUUUACCAGAACCAUCCAAUUUAUCAUACAAAGAUCAAAAUUUGAAAUCGUCAACAAUAUCGCAAUCUAUCUCUAGCCACUCUGUGACUACCUUUG
Messenger RNA from Dentiscutata heterogama, 483 nucleotides. NCBI's taxonomy places the organism in Eukaryota, Fungi, Glomeromycota, Glomeromycetes, Diversisporales, Gigasporaceae. The record is from the annotation of a GenBank genome assembly.